Rotaria sp. Silwood2 is the source of this 888-nucleotide messenger RNA. The record is from the annotation of a GenBank genome assembly. NCBI's taxonomy places the organism in Eukaryota, Metazoa, Rotifera, Eurotatoria, Philodinida, Philodinidae.
AUGAUUGAAUCGAUUGUUCAAGGACGUUUAAAAAUGCUUAAAUUUGAUUUAAAACAAUUAAAAGAUUUAUAUGAAACAGUUUUAUUCGAACAACAUGCUUAUGUUAUUAAACCAUUAAUCAAAAAUCCUGGUAAAUGUUUAUUAACAAAUCAAUGUUGUUGUUUUCAAGCAUUAAAUAAUAUAAAUGAACAAUCAAUUGAUACAUAUGAUCUGACUACAUUAUUUAAAAUAACUAAAAGACGAUAUAAAUUUUGUUAUAUUGGUUGGGAACUACAAUUUAAAUUAGCAGAUCAACAACAAGAAUAUCCAGAAUUACGUUUAUUUAAUGCAUUAUCAAAUAUUGAUUUACAAAUUAAAGAAGAAUGUUUAACAUUAGAAGACCAAUUACGUUUUGAAUUAAUUUGUCAAUUAUUUGAUAAACAAUAUGUUUUAUUACAAUCAUUAUCAGUUUUAUCGAAUUUAAAUGAAAUACUUGAUUUUGUACAAAAACAAUAUUAUGAACAAUUAUAUCGUAUUGUGUUACGUACAACCCAACAUAUUAUUGAUAAUAAUUUAGCAUUAUCAAAUAGAUCAAAUAAAAAUUUAGUUUUUAAUGAUACGGAUUGUUUAAGAGAUUUGUUUGAAACAUCUUAUGAACAAAUUAAAAUUGUUGCUAAAAAUACAGAUCUAAAACAACAUGAUGUUAAAUCACAAGAUCAUACAUCCAUUCUAAGUGAAAUUCAAUUUGAAAUUCCUUAUUUAUUUUCUAUUGAAAUUGUUUGGUCAACUAUUCAACAAAUACUUAGUGGAGUUUUAAGUGAAUAUAUUGAUUAUGAUAAUACAAUUGAUACUUUAUUAUCUAAUUCUUCAUCAACAUUGAAGUUAAACCACAAUGGUGAUGCAAAAUAA